CUCUCUUCCCUCCUCAGAUCCCAGUUUGGUUUGUAGCUUGUCUUAUGGUUGGGUUUUGUUAGGGUCAAAUUCCACGCCACACUUUUCCUGGGGCUAUGUGUGCUCACUUCUGUCCCUCUGCAGCCUGCGACCCACAGACACAGAGAGGCACUGAGACAAGUUUAAAGCAUGUCUGGAGCGAAAACACUAGUCGCCCAUUCGAUCCCACCUCACACCCUGACCCGGCUCGCACGUGAGUGGCUGGCAGAGGACACCCCAAACUUUGACCCGGCGGGGGUUUGCGUGGGAUCAGAGGAAUUGGAGGCUAAGUUGUUGUGUAAAACUCCCCACACCGUGCUGGCAGGGAGCCCUUUCUUCACAGCAGUGUUCGCUGAGGUGGGCUGCACCGUGGACUGGAUUUACCAGGAAGGAGCGGUGAUUGGUCCAGAUGCCGUCACCCUGACUGCUGUGGUGAGAGGCCCAGCCAGAUGCCUCCUCCUUGGGGAGCGUCCUGCUCUGAACUGCCUGAGUCGCGCCUCUGGGAUCGCCACCCGCUGCUCUCAGCUCAAGUUGAUGGCAAAGUCUGCGGGCUGGCAUGGAGAGGUGGCUGGCACCCGUAAGACCACUCCGGGUUUUAGGCUGGUGGAGAAGUACGCCAUGUUGGUGGGCGGCACAUCCAUGCACAGGCAGGACCUGAGUGGGAUGGUGAUGCUGAAGGACAACCACGUCUGGGCAUCAGGGAGCAUCAGAGAGGCUGUGAAAGUGACGCGGUCGGUGUGCGGCUUUAGCAGUAAGAUCGAGGUCGAGUGUUGCUCCGCAGCAGAGGGAAGGGAGGCAGCCAGCGCCGGGGCAGACAUUGUCAUGUUGGACAACUUUCAGCCACAGGAGGUUCAUGUUGCAGCACGAGAACUGAAGAACGAGUUUCCAGCUCUCCAGAUAGAAGUCAGCGGUGGAGUCACUCCAGAAAACCUAGCUCUGUAUUUAUCCUCUCAUGUAGACAUUAUUUCUCUGGGUUGCAUCACUCAAGGAUGCCCAGUUGCCGAUUUCUCUCUUAAAGUGCAAAAGCAAUACAUGCAAAUAAGUGAUUAAAUUGAACUGAUUCUUG
Messenger RNA from Fundulus heteroclitus (mummichog), 1084 nucleotides. RefSeq names its product nicotinate-nucleotide pyrophosphorylase [carboxylating]. Gene Ontology annotation, cellular component: cytoplasm. NCBI's taxonomy places the organism in Eukaryota, Metazoa, Chordata, Actinopteri, Cyprinodontiformes, Fundulidae. The transcript is spliced from 6 exons. The coding region runs from base 169 to 1068 and encodes 299 amino acids. The record is from RefSeq and is a predicted model, not a curated record. Gene Ontology annotation, biological process: NAD+ biosynthetic process; quinolinate catabolic process. Gene Ontology annotation, molecular function: nicotinate-nucleotide diphosphorylase (carboxylating) activity.